CGGAGCGCGAGGAGGGGAGUGCCCGGUUCUUGUGUGUGAAAAACAAGCGCAUGCGCUCCACGAGACCUGAGACACGGACGGGGAGCGUCAGACCGCAGCGCCUGCAGAUUUUCCCGUCAGCCGGGGGGGAGAGAACAGCAGGGAGAGAUGAUGGGAGGACUGUAAUCCCGGGGGAGGGAUGGACCAUGGAUGGACCGAUUGAUUCAACGCACAGAACCACGGAGAUUCUCACUUGACACAACACUAUCCACCGCAUCCCGAUCGGAAGCGCGAGGAACGACACGGUGAUGGGAAGUGAUUUACGGUUGCGCGUCCAUCUGAAGUGAUGAGACAGAAGCGCGCGGCUGAAUCCUUCUGUCAAGUUGUAUAAUGGAGAGCCCUAAUGGCUCCGACACCAAACCGCAGAGCCAUCAUCCUCAUCCUCAGGUGGAGAAGAAGAGGUUAAACCGCGCGCCGUCCCCUGCCAGACCCGUCCUGAAGGAUGUCCAUUCGCGAACGGCCAAACCGAUCGUGCCAAAAUCCCCCAAAUUCAACAAGCAGCAAACGUCCUCCACACCGGUGACGCCUCACAGCCGCGUCCCGAGACGCGCCGUCCCGGGCGCGAAGGACAAACCCGCAUCAGCACCUGCAAAAAGCAAACCCUCAGCGACAAAAAAGGCGGUUAAGGUCACUCAGCAUGCAGCAUCCGAACCGAAACCGGCGUGCAAAACGGUUGAUACCGCCGCUCCGCAGAUCCCCAAAAGCAAGGGGAGGCUCGCCCCGAUACGCGUUCCCACCGCACGCGGCGUCUGCCAGACGGACAGCAGCUCGGAUUUGUCCGAUUGUCCCUCCGAGCCGUUGUCCGACGAGCAGAGACUGGUUCAGGCCGCCAGUAGCGAUGCGGAGUCCGGCUCCGGUUCCGGUUCGAGUGAGCAGGUGGUCGGGGUUCGGGUGCGCGCGCUCGCGCUCGGAGCGGGAGGAUCUCAGGCUUCACCGGCGCCCGGUGCGCACGGGGACCAAUGCAAAGCGGAGAAAGACGCACAAUUUAAAACGGGGGGCAAGGAAAUGGCCCCGGAGGAAAUGCUGAGGGAAAUCGAAGACCUUCGAUCGGAAAAUGACUACCUCAAGGAUGAAGUGGACGAGUUGCGAGCAGAGAUGGAGGAGAUCAGGGACAGUUACCUGGAGGAGGAGGUGUACCAGCUCCAGGAUAUACGCAGGGAACUGGACCGCUCCAACAAGAACUGCCGGAUCCUCCAGUACCGCCUUCGCAAGGCCGAACAGAAGAGUCUGCGGGUUGCACAGACCGGACACGUCGACGGAGAGCUUCUACGUGGAAUGGAGCAGGACCUGAAGGUGGCCAAAGAUGUAUCUGUGCGUCUGCACAAUGAACUGGAGACGGUGGAAGACAAGCGUACGCGAGCGGAAGAUGAAAACGAGCUGCUCAGGCAGAAGAUCAUCGAGGUGGAGAUCUCCAGACAGGCCAUGCAGAACGAGCUCGAGAGAGCCAAAGAGACUGCUCUGCGGAGGAGAGGCAGUAGAGAAACUUUCAAAGAUAAGAAGUCUUUAACUCAGGAGGACAGUGCAGAUCUGCGCUGUCAGCUACAGUUUGCCAAGGAGGAAUCGGCCCUCAUGCGUAAAAAGAUGGCAAAAAUUGGCCGUGAGAAAGAUGAACUGGAACAGGAAUUGCAGAAGUAUAAAUCAGUAUACGGCGACGUGGACAGCCCUUUGCCCCUGGCGGAGGUGUCCGGUGGAGGACCUCACACCACCCGGGAAGCCGAGUUACGCUUACGGCUCAAACUGGUCGAAGAGGAAGCCAACAUCCUGGGGAGGAAGAUUGUAGAGCUGGAGGUUGAGAACCGUGGCCUCAGGGCGGAAAACGAAGACCUGCGCUGCCAAUAUGAGAGGGAUUGCUUUGGGCGCGAACCCUUCUCAAGUGUCCCUACCUCACCGUACGGUGGCGACGCCCUGGAAUCUGCGAGCGAAUUGCGACGGCACUUGCAGUUUGUUGAAGAGGAGGCAGAGCUGCUGCGUCGCUCCAUUUCUGAGAUCGAGGACCACAACAAACAACUGACAUCCGAGCUCAACCGCUUCAAAUUCGGGCCUAGCCAAGCCGAACGGGAGUCCGAAGGAGCUGAGGGUGGAGGUGCUGGUGCGAUCAAACCUGGGAAUGGUUUUUCGGGAGCAGGGAGUGGCGCCACACUCCAGGAGGAGCUCAAAGCCGCUAGACUCCAGGUCAACGAGCUAAGCGGGAAGGUCAUGAAGCUUCAGUACGAGAACCGGGUGCUAAUCUCCAAUAUGCAGCGCUGUGACCUGGCAGCACACUUGGGAAUGCGCACCAGUAGCCCUGAUGUGGAUAGUGAUCCCGGGCGAAGGGAAACCGAUGAGGACGAGACUGCCAGGCUUCUGCUGCUCCACCCCAAACGUGAGGGUCCUGUUGGCGGCGAGAGCGACUCUGAUGACUUGUUUGAGAAGACGGCCACCUCUGGAUUCGCCAGUGGCGAGAAACCCUCGGAUACUGGUGAGCUGGGAGUGGCCCAGCGGAGACGGGAAGACCGAGAGACGCUCAACAACGUCAGGCGUGAAGCCGAACGGCUUGGAAAAACAGUGGAGCGGCUCAUCACGGAUACGGACAGUCUGAUCCUCGAAGGUGGUCUGGUCGUCCUGGGAGGGGAUCUUCUUGCGGAGGGUUCAGAGUUCAGGGGCGAUGGAGACUCGAAACCCGACUCUCAGGUGCUGGAUUCGGUCAACACCCGCAUGAGGGCUUUCCGUACAGAACUCCAGCAAUUCAUGAACAAAGUGGACCACCUUGGGGAGGGUCUACGGGAUCGCGUCGAUGACCUUUCCCCCAUGCCCAACCUCACUGAAUCUAGCAGCUUCCUUUCCACUGUUACCUCCAUGUCAAGAGACUCGCCCAUCGGCACUCUGGGAAGGGAUCUGGUGACGGACUUCCAGGAGUGGUGUCUAGACCGGCAGAGUGGCACGGAUGGGUCAGCCGCAGCCAGGGGAGCCCCUGGACUCAGUAGAUACGCCAGAACACACAGUUUCAGACCCGAGUUUCGUGAGCCGGCUCUGCCUGAGACGGGACUCUCUACCAGAGAGAUUCAGCUACGCCUGGACCAUGAGCGGAGGAUGAGGGCUGGACCGGAGGAGAGAGACGGCUUCUCUUCAUCCAUCCCUCAGGAGGAGGAGAGGAGGCGCGCAGAGGCACGGCGAGGACUCGAACUGCAGGGACUUCAAUCCCACGAGCCAACAUGGCCGCAGGAAAGAGUGCAGCUGCAACAGGAAGUCAGAUUGUUCCGCCACAAUAUAGUGAUCGUGUACAUGAAGCUGCGCUGGAUCCUCAUGCACUGGAGGCUCGGGCGCAGGACAGACGGGGUGGAUGAAGGUGCACACGCUGAGUACGAACGAUUGGAGAACAUUCCAGAACUGGCCAUUACGAUCGACCAGGGUGAUGGAGAGAUGGGAAGGGGAGACAAAAUCACAGGAAGUGACCUCACAGAGCCCGGCCCUCUCCUGCUGUCUCCCGAGAGAUUCCAGCACCAGAAACAGGCAGGUGAGAGUCUCCGUGUGCUACACGCUCUUCGCUCUCUCCUGGAGGAGUUCAGGGCGGAGCUUCGGGAGGAGGCGCAGCGGCGCUGGCAGAUGCAGCAGACACUGGCCAAUGAGAGAGCGGCGUGGGAGAUACAGCGCGCUGAGAUGAGGAGUCACGUCACCAAGGUCAGAGGUGAGUCUGCAGGCUCAGAUGAAGAUGAAGAUGAAGAUGCAGGCGUUGCAGACGUGGCUCAACAGGAACGGGAGGAACAGCGCCGUCUACUGGCAGACAGUCACAGCACGGCACUGGAGCUGCACUGGAAACUGCAGCAUGGAGAAAAGCGCUGGACGCGCGAGAGGAAUGACUUACUGGAGCGCUUCGAGAAAGAGAGGCAGGAAUGGGACCGCAGGUUACGGGAUAUGCACCACAAGAUGGAAAAGAUGCAGAGAGAUAUUGUUCAGUCAGCAGAAGGAGCAGCACCACAUGUCUUCUCCCCUCAGGAGAGCCCGUGUAAGGCUCCUCGGUCUCCACGCUCACCCUGCGCCGCUGCACACAUGCGCUCACACUCGGACUCAGAGGCCAUUCUGGAGGAGAAGGGGGCGGCUGGCAGAUCCAGACCCUGUGAGGGACACCGGCCCCCGGAGAGCCUGUUCCUGGACGCCCUCUCGCUGGACCCCCUGAGCGAGGCCGAGGUGCCGCCUCCAUCACGUCUGGACAGCGAAAAGAGGUUCUCCCAUCUGAACGAAGCACUGAAUGAGAUUUCUGAGAGUGGGGAUUCGGCCAUUUACCCUGAGGAAGAGAAGAGCAGUGGCAGCCUACUCAGGGCGAAGUCAGUUUGCUCCAUGAGCGACUUCCAGCGUUUAAUGGACAGCUCCCCCUUCCUACCAGAUAAGAGCAAGCAUGGCGAACACAUGCGGGACGAUGUGACCCCUCCCCUUUCACCGGAUGACCUCAAAUACAUUGAGGAGUUUAAUAGUAAGGGUUGGGAUCUGCCCACCAGCUCCCUGGCCUCUUGUCCCAUCCCUGGCCCAGUAAUGCCCUCUCCGGGGAUGGAGGCGUGGGUCGAAUCCCGAAGGGCCGAGUCGACUUCAGAAGCAUUCCAGCCAGCCUCCUGGUUCCUGACCACCAGCGCCACCUUGACCACCAACACCAUAAGUAGCCCUGAGUACUGCCAAAUGCUCCCGCUCAGAGUGACCCAGGGGGGAGACCAGUUUGGGGUGCACAUCCUCCACAGUCCCGCUCGAGGAGAGCGAUCAGCCCCAAGCACCUCCGAACAGGAGUACGUGUUCUCCAAGGUGACUCAAGGAGGUGCAGAAGAGGUGUUUGGAGGAACGUGGCCAUGUGAGAUUAGGAGUCAUUUGGAGGCAAGACCUGUAGAAAGUCCAUUGAUUUGCCCUGCGGUUGGAUUUACCUCAUCAUUAGAGCUGGAGCUGUCUCGCAAUCUGAGUGACGACAUGAAGGAAAAGGCGUUUGCUAUGCGAUCAUCUGCGUCCGGAUCCAGCCCUCCGGAAAGGCAGCUCCGGGACAUGGCGUGCCAGACGAAUGGUUUCACCACGCGUUGGACGCAAACCACCCAGACCAUCAGUGUGGGACUGCAAACGGAGGCUCUUCGCGCCAUCACAAGCAGCCCUCACCGGUGUCUAACGCCUAAAGGAGGCUCUACUCCCAUCUCAUCGCCUUCUAGGAGCCUUAGGAAAAUGCAGUACUCGCCAGUCGUACAGGCUAAGUUCGAACGCCCGUGUUGCUCUCCGAAAUACGGCUCACCCAAGCUCCAAAGGAAACCCUCAAACGCUGGCAAAGCAGAGCAACCGGUCGGCCAGACUCGCGCUCCCACUCCAACGACCACUUCCCAGCAGCAAAAAGGCAACAGCGAAUCCGCUUGGGCUCGUUCCACGACGACUAGAGACAGUCCCGUUCACACCACCAUCAACGACGGCCUCUCCAGCCUCUUCAACAUCAUCGACCACACGCCCGUCGCCUACGACACCAAGUUCAACAAGUCCCCCAGCCGCUCUCGUCCCACUGAAGCAGGGCCAACGGAUCCCAAAUCUCCCGGUGUUUGUGCCGCGCAGGGGCCUUUAAGAAACUCUCGGGGCCGGUCCCCAAGCCCUGUUCAGCUCAUUGUGGAGACGCAGGGCGAGAAAACCCCAGAGGGGAUUAGCAUCAGACAGGACCUGUCCGCUCCCCCGGGAUACACGCUAGCGGAGAACGCUGCGCGGAUCCUGAACAAGAAACUACUGGAGCAGAGCUUCAGAGAGGAGAGGAGGCUUUCCGCUUCAUCCGCAGCGGCUCCCAACAGAACCGGAGACGCGGAGAAACCUGGAUGUCUUGAGGAUUUGCCCCGUUCCUCAGUGGCUCCACCUCUGGACUCCCGUUUCCUUCGACCGGCUCGUCCCGCUAACCGUCGACCCCCGUCCCGCUGGGCCGCCCACUCGCCCUCAUCCUCGCCCAAACACACAGUGAGGUUCCUCUUCCCCUCGGCUCAGGCCGUCCCGGAGACCGAGGAGCCCGGGCAGGAGGUUUCCUCACACACGUAACCAGCCUAGAUACAUCCUUUUGCACUUCCCCCCUUUUAGUUGUCAAGUGUGAAUAUGAAUUGGAAUUUAGAGCGCAUUAUUGUUUCACUUGUGAAAGGUGCGCAGAAAUCGAAGCCCCUCUAUUAUAUGCUUUGACUUUCCUUUACCAUCCCCCGUUCCAGCCUGACCACACGUACGCACACCGCCGGAGCGACGGAACCAUCGAGAACCUUUCUCAGAACCAUUGAACUGCCACUAGAGGGCAGAGUUCUGUGAGCACCAGCUGAACUCAAAACAUUCUAGAAGUUCCGUUUUGGAAUUCUCAAGAAUCUGGAAUGUACUGACGCAAAACACAGCAAAGUGUUCCAUAAGAGGUGCCUACACACACGUGACCUCGCAACGGUCCCGUACUCGUGUGUGUGUCAAUGUACAUGUAUGCAAUACAUAUGACUUUAUAUGUGUUGGUCGUAAAACAUCGAACUUCUUUUCAGACGUUCUGAUACUGGAUAGUAAUAAUAUUUGUCAGAACAGCAUAAAAGUUUACAUGCAUUUACGUUUCUUAAUUUCGGAGGGUUAAAUAAUCCCGUGUUAAAUUAUGUUCUGUGUUGUAUAUAUAGUUUAUAAAACUAUUUUCUUAUUUUUCUCGUACAUCCCAUUUUGUUCGGAAACCUUUGAUGCUUGAAUUUAAAAAGACUUUGUAAGGAGAAUUUGACUAAAGGAGAAAACCACACACUCUUAGCUCGACAGGGACGAAUGAUAUAUGAUGUCAAUCAUAAUGUAUUUUAAAACCCAAUGUAAAACUGAAUGUUAAAUGAUGACAGGAGAGUAUAUUGACACUGAUUAUACUUAUGCACAUUUCCCUAGUCACAAAACCCUGAAGGAAUAUGCACGGGAUUAGUUGGAACUAAGCUGUUAUAACUAAAACGAACCGUAAAGGAUAGUGGGGUUAACCAGGGGUUAAAAAGACAACCAGGGUUAAAGGAGUAUCACUUUUAAAAAAACUUUUGCUGAUAAUUUACUCGCCCCCAUGUCAUCCAAGAUGUCCAUGUCUUUCUUUCUU
Molecule: messenger RNA, 7087 nt
Organism: Pimephales promelas (fathead minnow)
Lineage: Eukaryota; Metazoa; Chordata; Actinopteri; Cypriniformes; Leuciscidae
Gene: mtcl1
Product: microtubule crosslinking factor 1
Biological process (GO): regulation of autophagy
Source: RefSeq, a predicted model, not a curated record